AGUAAUCCCUCCAAAUGUUUUUCCUUUUCUUUCUCUUCUCUUUCGCUCUCUCUUUCUUAUUCUUAUUCUUUUCCUUUUACUAUAAAAAACUCCAUAAACAACAACAAGAAGGAAAAUCCCAGAAUGAGCCGGCCCUUUUGAACCGCUCUCUCUCCGAUAUUGUAGAUAAAAAUGCCCAAACCCAGGAAAACGACCCGACCCAUUUGCCCCAUUCGCUUCUUCUAGAGACCUUGCCUACUGAUUCUGCAAAAUGGGAUGGUUUGUUUACGGGUGAAAACCAACUCAGAGGAGAUACGGGUCAAGUCGGUACGGGUCGAAAAGGGGAGCGUUGUGAAUCAGGUGGUGAGGAUCAGAGGACCAGGAAGAAGAAGAAAAGAGGGAAGAAGAAGAGAUUAGAUUCCCAAGGUGAACAAGAAAGGUGUAGUUUUGCUGAGGAAGAGAAGAAGAAAAGGGAAGAACCAGGUCAGGGAUGUCCGGGUUCUUGGGUCAAGCCGGACCUGGUUUGCUUGUACCCCUUUACAUCAACGAGAAGCGCAACGCAAAGGAAGAUCAAGCGACAGUAUGAUCGGCUUGUUAAGUGUCAUGAAAACAAAGGAUUAACAUUGACUCAGGUUGGAGAAUUUGUUAAUUGCUUGAUUGAGGCCAGAAAUGAGCUGCAACACAAGUCUGAGGUCAUCAAACGUAAGUUUACAAUAACAAAGGCUCUACUAUUCAAAGCAGAUCGAUCUUCAAUUGAUCGCCUGUGGCAGCAGAUAUACAAGAUAGAAAUGGAACAGAAGAGAUUAGAAGAGGAUGCAUUUGUCUAUAAUUUGCUCCAACAGCAACUUAAACUAUCUCCAGCAUACAAGAAGAUGGUUGAAAUUUGUGCUUGCAUGGAGUUAAAGGCCAAAUCUGAUGAGCUGAUGGAAGGCACAGACACUGAAUUUGCUGACAUUUCUUUUGAAGAGUUAUUAGCUCAGGAAAAGAAGGAUUCGUUUUGGCAGAAAAAUGGCAAAUCAAGAUUAAGCUCAAACUGAUGACAAUAUUUGUUUAGCUAACUGUACUAUGGAACCGCACCACUUUUUGUAGCAAGUUCUCCAAUGGGAUCUACUCAAUCCUACAGAAUGACAAAGCUCUGAUUAUUUCACCAUGUUCAGCUGAAUGCAGGCCUCUGCUAGCAUCCAACACCACCUUCCGAGAUGAAACAUCUGCUUAUUCUAUUAUCGCUCCAAUCUUUAUAUUGCCCCUGAUGUUGUCGGGCUUUACAUGAUCUUGUUGAAGCUUGAGUAGCUUAUUAUUCCAUUGCUCAAACAUCUAUUUCCAGAUUGAAGCCCAUGAAUAGAAGGGGUGGUGUUAGUGUAGAUUUUACCAAACUUGAAAAUGUUACCUUGAAUAUGGGGAAGAUUAGUAUUUGACAGAGUUGCCUAACAAAUGCAUUUAUGUCACAACAGACCCAAUGACCUAAUACUUAUCUGUGUACAAAAAGGAAAAGAGAAAUGGGCUAAACCAGGAAUGGGGUUCUGAGGCUCCAUAUUUUUUAUACAUUUGUUUCUAUUUUUAACACCACAAUUUUA
Messenger RNA from Durio zibethinus, 1553 nucleotides. RefSeq lists its product as uncharacterized. The record is from RefSeq and is a predicted model, not a curated record. Lineage: Eukaryota; Viridiplantae; Streptophyta; Magnoliopsida; Malvales; Malvaceae.